CAAUCAAAUUGUCGUUUCUAUAGUUACUUUCGCAUAUUAGUACACUUUUUCUCAAUGAAAAAUAGUCAAACAUCCAGAUAAAAAUACUCAAUUCAUUGAUCUGAACCAAGGAGCUACAAGUGUGCAUAACGUUACUGUGAACUUGUUUCGUUGUUCAAGAUGACCGACAGAAAAGCAGUUGUUAAGAAUGCAGACAUGUCUGAAGACAUGCAGCAAGAUGCUAUUGAAUGUGCUACCCAGGCCAUGGAAAAAUUUAACAUCGAAAAAGAUAUUGCAGCAUACAUUAAAAAAGAAUUCGAUAAGAAAUAUAACCCCACAUGGCAUUGCAUAGUUGGCAGAAAUUUUGGAUCAUAUGUUACUCAUGAAACAAAACAUUUCAUUUAUUUUUACAUGGGACAAGUCGCUCUUCUGUUGUUUAAAUCGGGUUAGGUUUAGAUUGUAGCUAGCUAUGUCAAGAUGAUUAACUCUAAAAUAUCUUCGGUUCUUUACA
Hydractinia symbiolongicarpus is the source of this 490-nucleotide messenger RNA. Its product is annotated as dynein light chain 2, cytoplasmic. Gene Ontology annotation, molecular function: dynein light intermediate chain binding; dynein intermediate chain binding. NCBI's taxonomy places the organism in Eukaryota, Metazoa, Cnidaria, Hydrozoa, Anthoathecata, Hydractiniidae. The transcript has 2 exons. The record is from RefSeq and is a predicted model, not a curated record. Gene Ontology annotation, cellular component: cytoplasmic dynein complex. The coding region runs from base 160 to 429 and encodes 89 amino acids. Gene Ontology annotation, biological process: microtubule-based process; cilium assembly.